Molecule: messenger RNA, 1446 nt
Organism: Naegleria gruberi
Lineage: Eukaryota; Heterolobosea; Eutetramitea; Acrasida; Naegleriidae
Exons: 2
Coding region: 1-1446 (481 amino acids)
Biological process (GO): proteasome-mediated ubiquitin-dependent protein catabolic process; negative regulation of translation; protein polyubiquitination
Molecular function (GO): ubiquitin protein ligase activity; translation repressor activity
Source: RefSeq, a predicted model, not a curated record
AUGCUUCCAAAAUCCAAGUACAGUCCCAACAAUUUUCGAAAAUAUCAAACCACACCCAAGAAACGUAAAACUUCAUCCGAUUCCAAUCUGGCAAAUGAAAUUGUCGAUUUAACUCUCGAUGAAAAUCAUAUCAUUUCCAUUGAUGAUGAUGAGGAGGAGCAAAUUCAUCACUCCGAGAGAGUAAAAUGUAUUUUAAUUGAUCAUCAUCAUAACGAGUUUAAUGAUGAAGAAGAAUUUGAACUGAUGAGUUUAUUGAUUGGUAAAUUGAGAGGAAAGUUUAUUCGGUCAGUUUCUCUGGAAUUUGAUUCGUGCUAUCAGUUGAGUGUUAAAGCAAUGAAGAAACCAUUUGAUGUAAAGAUUUCGUAUAAUCACAAAUUGGUUGUUGUCUCUGAUUAUAAUGCAAAUUCAUUGUUUCUUUUUGAUUUGAUAACAAAGAGAUAUUUGACGAAACUAUAUAUUAAGAAUCCACAUUAUAUUGCCAUAGAAUCAAAUGUGGAUUAUCGUGAAGGAACUGAAAAUGAUGCAAUUAUUGUAACAAGUGCUAGUAACCAUGUUUACAAAAUUGACAUUAAAUUGAGUGUGAAAAAUGGAAAGAGUUCAGAAAUUUGGAAAGUUGGUGGAACGAAACAUUUCAAUUCCCCAUGUGGAGUAGUUGUCUAUCAUAACAAGGCAAUGGAUAGAAGAGAAUCCCAUGAAAAUUCAUAUUUCAGAUUAAAUCAACAAGAAAGAGAUGAAAAUCUUGUAAUGGUUUGUGAUUUUAAUAAUAAUAGAAUUCAAGUGUUGGGUUCAAAGUAUGGAAAUUUGAUUUCUUCAAUUACAUUGAUUCCUGGAAUUGGAUUACAAACUCCGUGGAUGAUUGAUGUGAAUUCGUAUGGAGAUUUGGUUCUUUCUGAAUUUUCGAAUAGAGUUCAAUUGAUUAGAUAUGUUUCGAAUGUGUACGAUUAUAUGGAUAUUGCAGAAAGGGAAGAGAUGGAUUCAGACGGAUGGGUUUCUCUUCAUCAAUUCUCAUCUGAAUCAAAUUCAAGAAAUGUCAAGACCAAAUGUUGUGGAAUUGUAGUUGACAAGACCACUCAGAAUGUAAUAAUAUGUGAUAGAGAUUCGAAUAUCAUUAGAAUAUUCAAUGUGAAUGGAAUAUUUAUCAAGGAAGUGAGAGGAGUCAUUAAUAAUCCGAGAGGAAUCUGCAUUGAUGAAAGAAGUGGAGAAUUACUCAUUGUGGAUUCGGAAAGAAAAUGUGUUAAGCGGCAACUUAUGGAGCAGCAGGUUGGAACAAUUACAAUCCAGCAACAACCUACGGAACAGGUUUUGGCUACAAUACUGGAUUUAAUGGUGCAGCAGCUUUCCCAUACGGAAGCAAUAACAACUUUAUCAAGAGUGGAGCCAUUCCAUCGUCAGGUUAUGGUGGUCAUCAAGUCAUCACAACACCAACAAGAGAAGGUUAUGAUGUAG